Molecule: messenger RNA, 1659 nt
Organism: Trypanosoma grayi
Lineage: Eukaryota; Euglenozoa; Kinetoplastea; Trypanosomatida; Trypanosomatidae
Product: putative ATP-dependent DEAD/H RNA helicase
Exons: 1
Coding region: 1-1659 (552 amino acids)
Molecular function (GO): ATP binding; nucleic acid binding
Source: RefSeq, a predicted model, not a curated record
AUGAGGCCCUGUAGUGUAUGCCGGUUGAAGUACUUGCGUGCCGCGAAGGCCUCUUACGGGGGCUCGGUGGCUUCUCUGUUGGACAACUACCUGCAGCAGGGCGGAGAGGCGCACGCGGCCAACUUGCCGGCAUCACAGAAGUACUUCUAUGCGCAGAAGGAACAAGACGGCCCGGGGACUUCGCAGAAACACCAGAUGAUACAGCUGCGUCUUGGCUCCGCCCAGAUGUUGACGUCCGCGACAGGGAACAUUGCAAACCGCAACGAGGCACAUCCUUUAUUCUACUCGCAGACGGCACCGCGAGGGGCGGGGUUGUGUGUCUCCCUCGUCGUGGCUCUGAAGAAACUGCGAAUUCAGCGCCUCACGGAACUGCAGGGAGCGUUGAUUCCCCUUCUGCUGAAGGGUAAGCAUGUCAUCGCCCACGCGGAGACAGGGACAGGGAAAAGUUUUGGCAUUGCGCUCGCAUGCGCCAACCGGAUCAUUCGGGAAAAUAUUAACUAUCGCCUCCACACCGUCAUCAUUGUCCCGACGGAGGAGCUUGCGUUGCAGUACGACAAGUGGCUUCGCCACUUCGGCGGUUCCACCUCGCAGGUGGUGCAGGCGGCGAUUGAAAGGGUACCACUCGAGACGCAGCUGGCGAAAAUACACAACAUCCAGCCACACGUACUGGUGGGAACCCCCCAACGCAUCGCGGACAUCCUCCGCCUGAGCCCCACCGUCCUCGGUGAGAAGCUACGCCGCAAGGUGGACUGCGUCAUUCUUGAUGAGGCUGACAUCGUCCUCUCAUCUGAAGUUAAGUUCGGGCGACACACCAUCAGCGGGAUCAACCUGGUCGACCGAUUGUUCCGGAGUAGACGCGAGGAGGUCCCAGCGCAGUUGGUCGCCGCGAGCGCAACCAUCGAUGGACGCACUGCGCAGGCCCUCAAUACGUGGAUGCGCAACGACAAGGCGGUUCGUCUGACAACAAGUUUUGUGGAGCACACUAUUCCACAGACGAUAAACUUUUAUUUCUUCGCCGAAUCCCAGCGGUACACGCUGUCGCACUCCUUGGAACUCAUCGUGCGGCUGAUCUGCAAGCAGGAAAGGCGCCCGCGCAUUCUUGUCUUCACGGAUCCUGAAGCCGUUGCGGAUGUUGCUGGUCUGCUUGGCGAGCUGCAGCAGCGCUCCCCAGAGGUGCAGCAGUGGCUUCGGAGGGGGGCUGGUAGGGAGGUUGCAGCGCCACUGCAGUCACUGUUGGACCCCACAGGCAGCCGGCGGCCAAUUGUCCCUGGGCAGCGCGACGUGUACGUGAAAGAUGACAGCUCCCUGGGCAAGCUCAACAGCGGCGCCCUUCUGGUGGGCGUGGGGAGCCAUGAGCUGAGCCGAGGCAUUCAUGUGAGUGGCAUCACACACGUCAUCUUGUACGGUGAGUGCCCGCCUGCUGCGGCGUUUGUGCACUGUUCGGGGCGCACUGGCCGGAUGGGUGCGGAGGGGCACGUUGUGCUGCUUUACCCACCCUCUUCAGGCCGCACUGUGCAGCAGGUGUGCCACGCGGUGGAGCUGCCAUUUGUGCGCGGGCAGAUGGAGCAGGUGGAGGGACUGCUGGUCGCAGACAGCUUCGCCUCCAGCAGUGCCCAGGAGGAGCUGCGGAGGGCGAAUGCACUGGGGGGAGACGACUAG